Molecule: messenger RNA, 801 nt
Organism: Panicum virgatum (switchgrass)
Lineage: Eukaryota; Viridiplantae; Streptophyta; Magnoliopsida; Poales; Poaceae
Exons: 2
Coding region: 1-801 (266 amino acids)
Molecular function (GO): protein binding
Source: RefSeq, a predicted model, not a curated record
AUGGCGGCGGCUCUGCCGGCGUUGACGGAGGAGCUCGUGGAAGAGAUCCUCCUCCGCAUCCCGCCGGACGAGCCGUCGCUCCUCAUCCGUGCCGCCCUCGUCUGCAAGGAUUGGCGCCGCAUCCUCUCCGACGGCGGAUUCCGCCGCCGCUACUGCCGGUUCCACCGAUCGCCUCCCCUGCUGGGCUACAUCAACAACCAAUACUUCCGCACGGCCUUUGUCCCGACCACCAGCUUCUCCCCGACGCAGCUGCCUGCCGGCAUCUACUCCUACCUGGCCGCCCUUGACUGCCGCCACGGCCGCGUGCUGAUCCGCGCCACUAAAUCUUGUUCCCCAUCCGCAGGCUUGCUCAUCGUCUGGGACCCCAUCACCGGCGACCAGCAGCACCUGAGCUUGCCCGCUCACCCGCACCUUAACAACAGUAACCAGCUGCUGUGUUCUUUCACCGGGGCUGUGCUAUGCGCCGUGGACGGCUGCGACCACCUCGACUGCCAUGGCGGCCCGUUCCUCGUGGUCUUCGUGGGGACGCCGCCGCACCCUGCUGAUGGCGCGGCUGGUGUUGUCACGCACGCGCGGGCGGCCGUGUACUCGUCGGAGACCGGAGCGUGGAGCGACGACCGGACCUCUAGCAGCGAUGACAGUUACCACUACGUUAAAGCCACGAAACCUCUUCUUCUCGGCGACGCGCUCUACUUCACCCUUGUGUCGUCUAAUGGUGUGAUCAGGAUCCUCAAGUACGACUUGGGUGGUCAUGGGCUGUCCGUAGUCGAUACACCGCCGCAAAGACAGCAUAUUUCGUGA